This is a messenger RNA of Meira miltonrushii, 675 nucleotides long. RefSeq lists its product as uncharacterized. The record is from RefSeq and is a predicted model, not a curated record. The transcript has a single exon. Lineage: Eukaryota; Fungi; Basidiomycota; Exobasidiomycetes; Exobasidiales; Brachybasidiaceae. The coding region runs from base 1 to 675 and encodes 224 amino acids.
AUGGAACGCAAUUCACAUGAAGCAGGACCUUCUUCUGCUUCUGUGAAUCUUGAAGCAACAUCCCGCGAAGAAGCAAGACAGACAAUCGUAGCAAGCUUGGUGCAAAUCUUAGAUCAGCCAUUGGCAAUGUUACGUGAUGGAACGGUCGGAGAUCAACAAAUGAGGGCUGAAUCCCGCUUGAUUCCCGGUAGCACUCUCGGUAAACAUCUAAGGCAUGUACAUGACCAUUAUCGAGUACUUCUAGACAGUAUCGAAUCAUCAUCGAAACGAAACGACGGUGGCGAUGAGGGAAUCGAUCUGGAUUACGACAAACGAACAAGAGUUGUCCCUUUGGAAACCAGUGCGAAAUCAGCUCUACAGGAAUUUGAAUCAACAAUCGACAGGAUACAAAGAAUAUUCAACCGAAAACAAGGACAAGAUGCAUCGUGGGAUGUUCAUCUAGAUAGACAUGUCCGACUUUCUGCAACGACACCAGCUGAGAUUGAACUAAGUAGUUCGUUAGGCAGAGAGCUGUGGUUCGUUUGCUUGCAUGCCAUUCAUCACUAUGCAUUAGCGAGGGUAAUCUUAGUACAUGAGCUUGGUUUACAGAUCAACGAUUCGUUCGGAGUUGCGCCUAGUACGAUGGUCAUGCGAUUGUGGCGACAAGCAUCUUCUCAAUGGAAAUCCAAAUUGUGA